Lolium rigidum is the source of this 1883-nucleotide messenger RNA. RefSeq names its product pentatricopeptide repeat-containing protein At3g22670, mitochondrial-like. Lineage: Eukaryota; Viridiplantae; Streptophyta; Magnoliopsida; Poales; Poaceae. Bases 1 to 1716 code for a protein of 571 amino acids. The record is from RefSeq and is a predicted model, not a curated record. Gene Ontology annotation, molecular function: protein binding. The transcript has a single exon.
AUGCGCCGGUGUUGCCAGGUUAUACUGUCACCGACGCGCAAGCACCGGCCACCUAAAGGCAACCACGUAGCGUCAUGCUUCUGCACCGCAGGCUUCGGGCUGCCCGACUGGUUCAGGAACCCAAAGAAGGACGGCGGCUCUAUCGAUGACGACAACAACGACGACGACUUUGUGCUCCCGAUCACCUACGCUUCCGUGGAGCAACGUAGUCACGGAGGCAGCUCGAGACCGCUGUCGAUCCUCCCCGGCUGUUCGACCCCCGCCUCCCACGAGGACGCCGAGUUCGAGGCAGACGUCGACGAGGUGAGCAGGAUCCUGAGCUCUCGCUUUGCGUCUCCGGAGGCCAUUGUGAUAGCCAUGGACUGCUGCCCCGUCAGGGUGUCAGGCCGCAUGGUCGACAAGAUUCUGCGGAGGUUUGGCAGCGACUGGGUGGCGGCCUUCGGGUUCUUCAUGUGGGCAGGCGCUCAGGAAGGGUACUGCCACGCUGCUGAUUCGUACGACCUGAUGGUUGACAUACUAGGGAAGUUCAAGCAGUUUGAUUUGAUGUGGGGCUUGGUCAGUCAGAUGGACGAGAUUGGGGGUUUGGUGUCGUUGGCAACCAUGACAAAGGUGAUGAGGAGGCUUGCUGGGGCCAGCCGGUGGACCGAUGCCAUAGAGGCUUUCAAUAAAAUGGACCGGUUUGGUGUUGUGAAGGACACCAAGGCCAUGAAUGUGCUCCUGGACACGUUGUGCAAGGAGAGGAGCGUGAAGCGUGCAAGAGGCGUGUUCCAAGAGCUGAGGGGCAUGGUACCUCCCGACGAAGGUAGCUUCAACACGUUGGUCCAUGGGUGGUGCAAGGCACGGAUGCUGACCGAAGCUCGUGAUGCGAUGAAGGAGAUGGAGGAGCAUGGCUUCAGUCCUUCAGUCAUAACAUACACCAGCCUAAUAGAAGCAUACUGCAUGGAGAAAGAUUUCCAGACUGUUUACGCCAUCUUAAACACGAUGCGCUCCAAAGGAUGCCCUCCCAAUGUUAUCACAUACACGAUUGUGAUGCACGCACUAGGGAAGGCCGGAAGAACACAAGAAGCUUUGGAUGUAUUUGACAGGGUGAAGAAGGAUGGCUGUGUCCCAGAUGCGUCCUUCUACAACUCUCUCAUUUAUAUACUCGGCAGAGCAGGGAGACUGGAGGAUGCCAAUUCUAUGGUUGAUGAGAUGUGCAGAACUGGAGUCCCCCCCAACGUCGCUACCUUCAACACCUUGAUUUCUGCUGCCUGUGACCACUCUCAGGCAGUGAAUGCCCUGAAGCUGCUGGUUAAGAUGGAGGUUCAUUCAUGCAAGCCUGACAUAAAGACAUACACCCCAUUGCUCAAGCUGUGCUGUAAAAAACAAUGGAUGAAGAUACUUCUGUUCCUGGUAUGCCACAUGUUUAAAAAGGACAUCACCCCUGAUUUCAGCACUUAUACCUUGUUGGUAAGUUGGCUAUGCCGAAACGGGAAGCCUGCUCAGUCUUGCCUGUUUCUGGAGGAGAUGGUGCUGAAGGGUUUUACGCCGAAGCAAGAAACAUUUGAUCUUGUGAUGGAGAAGCUUGAUAAGGGGAAUCUGCAUUCAGCAAAGAAAAAGGUUCAACUUCUUAUAGUACAGGCAGCUGCUGCGAAGCACACUGGUUCCUCUUAUUUGAGAAAGGAUGGUGCUGCUGCACAACAUUGUGCUGUACUAUCAAACACUUGUGGCCAUUAAUCUUAGAACAAAUGGGAACGAACCGUUCAUGGAAACGCGGUUGUCAUUAUCAUGCUAUUGAGCGGUCCUGGUGGCGGUGAGCAUACUCAACCUUUCUGUUCGUGCAGUGUUAAAGCAGGACUGCUUGCCGCUGCCCUUAAUGUGCAGGCAAAAUCUGCAUAUGAUAC